AUGCCCCCGCGCUCGCCAGCAUCGCCCGGCCUCAGCGCCCAGCCCUCGUCUUCUCUACACACCCUUGUCAUGAACGUUCGUGCCUUGGACUCGGAGGGGCACAAUGCACCCUCGUCCUCUACGGCGACCGACGACACUGCACUCACUCGCGAGCUGCAAGCACGCGUCAGCCGAUUGACAGACUCGGACGUCUUCUCCCCGCGGGAUGCUGUCCUUGUCCGUAGGCUCGCAUCGUUGAUUGGACAUUUCCACCACCUCGCCGCGACGCAGCCAUCAAGUACCACACCUACGUUGACGCGCGUUGCCUCUUGGGGGCACGGUGCGCCAUCCAGCGCUCCUGCAGACCCAAUCGCCGCUCUGGGUCGCGAAUUAAGUGAUCUGCGGCUUGCCAGAGAUGCCAGCGCCUCGACAUCGCGCGUGGUAUCUCCCGUACAGCAGGUUGAGGACACACUAUUAUGGGCCCAAGUAGACGAAGAACUCGAAGAAGUGCUGUCACUAUGUCGCUCGAGAACCGCUCUUCCACCGGGAGAGCAGCCACCCGACUACGAAGCUGCGUGGUACGAUGUCGACAUGGAAGGCGAAGGUCUUCCGCAGUACGAAGCAGGGGCGUCCGCAUUACGGGAACCAUUACAAAAGGCGGCGGGCACUUCCAAAGCCUCCCUCGCAGCCAUGGAUACGGCGAGCAUCCUCGAGCGCGGGAGCUCCGCAGCGCUCAACGAGAAGAUGCGCAUGGACCUCGAGGCGGUCACCCUCGCAAUCGACCGAUUGUACCUCGUCGCGCCGCAGCUGCAUGACCAGCGCGUGGAGCUGAAGAAGAGCAAGGUGGAGGAGAUGGAAAAGGCGAGUCGCGGCGGGGCAUCGGCGCGCAAGGGGAAGCAGCGCGCCAAGGAGCCUAGCGAUGCACAGGAGCUUGAGAGAAUGGUGGACCUUAUCGGGAGGGCAUCCGAGCGCAAGAUCCCAAACCAGUCGGUCGUGCUGGAGGGCGGGUUGCAGAUGAGGCUCGAGCGGGCGAGACAGCGAGAUGUGGAGAAGCGAGACGCAUUCGUCGAACACCUCCUCAAGCAUGCUGAUGAAGGCAGACUGCAUUCACAAGAUGCCGUGCUGACACCGCCCGGGAGCACACCGAGGAUGAAGGGUAAAGAUCCUGAAGCACUCCUGUCACUGCCCGAGUUCAUGCGCGAGGCUAUCCCUGAGCCUGUCCAACUAAAGAUGCAGAUGGAGAACCCGACUGCGCUGCUUACCCUACCUGAGUUUGUCAAGGAGCCGAUACCGAACGGGUUGGACCCCUCACCACCGCCUGCACCUCCGAGGCGAAAGAACUCGCUGAGCAAGAGUGUGCGGAGUAGGAGUAUGUCUGCACCACCACUGGCGUGGCUGCUGUCUUCGUCGAGGUCGUCAUCGCCUACGACCACCUCGCCCACAGAGUCGAAGAAGUCGAGAGCGUCCAGGAUGCGGAGGGUCGGGUCCUCGGUUGCGAUCGUGCCUGCGUUGCAGGAAAAUCUCCAAGUCACGUACGUCGCGGAGUACCACGAGAGCCUGCAGCAUGUGCUGGUUUUUUUGAGCGUAGCGGGUCUCACUCCUGGCGUGAACCUGGAAGCAGAGGUCGUGCCUGCAGCCCAAGUCCCAGGGAAGGCGGGCGAGGGGUACGAGUAUCUCCUGCUCAAAUGCGGGCUUAGCACGUCACCGUUCCUCCGGCUUCCCGCACGGGUCGCUCCGGGCAAGAAGGACGUGCAACCCGCAGGUCAGCACUUCCAGGUCAAACUCUCCGUUUCGAGCGGACCUACGAAUGGUGCCUCGACGUCCGUGCACAGCGCGCUGAUGGAUGCAUCGCGCCUCUCCACAAUGCGCCCGACGGGUUACGUCUGCGCGUCGUGCUCGCUCCCGCUCGUGCACGCAUCCCAGGUGCAGGAUUAUCGCGACCUGCCCUCUGAGCACUGGGCGGAGCUCGUGGACGCGUGGAUGUGCCAUUCGGACCAAAAGCUCCAUGAGCAAGUCACGAAGCACUCGACAGAGGGCUUCUGGCCGACUGAGGGACAUGCGCUGGUCGGCGGAAGCUAUAUCCUGUUUGAGCAAUCGGCGAUGUAUUCGCAUAACCUAUAUUCUGUCGAUCCCGUGGACGACACUAAGCAUGGUGAUGAUUGGGUGCGGGUACGCUGCAUAUGCGGAUCUCUCGUUGGACGUCGCAGGGAGCACCAACCUGUUGGUGGGGCGCCCUACAUGGCAUAUAGGCUAGCCAAGUACGCUAUCCGGCCACUCAGCCCAUCGCAAGAACCUCUUAGGAUACCACUGUCAGCAUUUGUCGCAGAGGACAUGAACGAGUUCGUACAUGCCCACGCGACGUAUCGAUUCGUCAUCCUUGACGAGGAAGAGGAGCGGCCGCGAUUGCUGGUCUGGCUCUUCAAGCCGAGCAUGCGCAUGGCGUAUGCGACACCCACGGAGUACGUCAUGCCCAAGAACGCAACGAUCCAUGCAGCGAAGGUCCUUUUCAACAUCCUUAGGCCGUCUGCGGUGUACUCCGAUCUACAAUCUGUUUUGAAUAAGUACCCGGGCUUCCCGCAGGCGGAGCACCUGUACUAUCCGCGCGAUAUCUGCAGGCGGCUCGCGGGCGUGCUCAAGGAAAGCAACACAGCGUACCCAGAAGGCAUGCGCACCAUGACCGGCCUGGAUGUCGGUUGGUUGCAGCGUGCAUAG
Messenger RNA from Fomitopsis serialis, 2691 nucleotides. Its product is annotated as HECT-like ubiquitin-conjugating enzyme-binding-domain-containing protein. Bases 1 to 2691 code for a protein of 896 amino acids. Gene Ontology annotation, cellular component: ubiquitin ligase complex; cytosol; nucleus. The transcript has 6 exons. The record is from RefSeq and is a predicted model, not a curated record. Gene Ontology annotation, biological process: protein monoubiquitination; proteasome-mediated ubiquitin-dependent protein catabolic process; protein autoubiquitination. NCBI's taxonomy places the organism in Eukaryota, Fungi, Basidiomycota, Agaricomycetes, Polyporales, Fomitopsidaceae. Gene Ontology annotation, molecular function: ubiquitin conjugating enzyme binding; cyclin binding; ubiquitin protein ligase activity.